Candidula unifasciata is the source of this 2568-nucleotide messenger RNA. The record is from the annotation of a GenBank genome assembly. NCBI's taxonomy places the organism in Eukaryota, Metazoa, Mollusca, Gastropoda, Stylommatophora, Geomitridae.
AUGAGACAAAACUUUAAACGAAGACUUAGAACUAGGUCGUCAAAGCAAACCUGCGAGGAAAAGUUCUGUUGUCCUUUCAUUGAUACGGAGGCAAAGUAUUAUUGUCAGGACUGUAAGACAGCACAGUGUCAGGCUUGUGAAAGCAGCCUUCAUAAGACAAAAGUAAAAUAUGAUUUCCACUGCCGGAAACCGAUAGCUGUCGUUUCAGAGAGCAGUUUGUGCCAGGCUAAAAAGGUAAAUCUUGUAUGCCAAGAGAGGAACUAUCCUGAUCUAUGGUGUGAGCAGUGCCAAGUUGGACUUUGUUUUACCUGCUACGACACGUAUCAUGCAUCAGACAAGCGGCGACAACACAUCAACGUUUCAAUAGCCCAUCAUUUGAAAAAACAGCAAAAGGAAAAACAGGAACAAGCUGAGAUUCAAUUAUUUGAUUCCUCAGAGUUUUACCAGGAUGCAGUUACUGAUAUAAACCCCCAAACUCCCUUUUCUUUAGCAACAGAAAAUAAUUCAGUAACGUUCUUUUCAUUCCCCCAAGAACUUAAUUCAGAAGAUGACCUACAGUUUGCCUCAGUCACAACAAGUUUUCACGAGGAUCACAAUAAUACAACCAGUCCGGAACUCAGUCAGGGAGCAGCAGCCUGUUCUGAUCUGCCAGCACAAGUUGACCAUGAAAGUGUUGCUGCUGCCCAGGAACAACCAAACAGCUUUCUGUUGAUAGACCACCAGGGUGCAUUGAAGGUGAUGACCAAGGAUGACUUUAUAGACAAGCUUGGCUGUGACAGAAAUGAUACAUUCAAAGUAGUGUCCGUAUUUGGCAGUUCUGCAAAUAGAAAGCUCCACACCAUAAAUCACAUGUUCUUCAGAGGUCUGGAUGUGUUCAAAACCUCAACCUGCAUCACAGGAGUCUGCUGUUCCGCAGAUAAGCAGCACAAACUAAUUGUCAUGGACACAAAAGGUCUGUUGGAUUCAGUAGCACAGAAGAACAACAACAAGCAGCUGUUGCUGAAAGUCCUUGCUGUGUCUGAUGUUGUCAUAUAUCAUACAAGAGAUGAACAUUUACCUGGAGACAUGGUUGGGUGCCUUCAUGACAUUUCCAAAGCCUACCUGCAGCAUUUUCAGCAAGAGCUUCAGUCCGCAUCAAAACAGUUUGGAAUUUCAGAAUCAGACAUGGGACCAUCAUUAGUUGUGUUUCAUGAGACUGCCAACACCGAUGCCCUUGAUAACACAGGUGUACUCACUGAAGGAACUCUAAGAGAGAUGAUCAAACCCAACUGUCCAUUGGAGGCUUUUUCUAAAAUAUGUUACGUUGGCACGAAGACAAUUACAUCGCCAGAAGAGUUGGGUCAGCUGGAGCAUUCAGUCAUUGCUGAGACUGAAGAUAUGUCUGUCAGGGCUUCCCGUAGACCAGAAGUCAUCUUCCGUUCACUGAAGGCCCUAGAUGAAAAGUUCAGUCAGAAGAUGGAGACUUUACAUCCGGACAUAUUUACUGACCACCAUUUUUCCUGCAGGAGCAGAUGUCUUGCAUGCAAAGCUGGCUGUAUCCUGAGUGUGAACCAUCAUUCUAGCACAGAGUCACAUGAUGCAGGCAGAGACAGACAGUGUGAAUACCAGAGUGGAUAUGGAAACAAGGUGUUCUUGUGCAAGAUGUGUAUGCGAAAAAAUAAACGAGUUGUGGUUGUGCCGAAGACAUCAUCAUCAAGUGACACAGCAUGGAUGGGUCUAACAAAGUAUAUAUGGUCAGGGUAUGUGUAUGAAUGUGAGAACUGUGGGGUCAUACACAGAAGUCGAGAACACUGGUAUGGCAACGAGGAUGAAGAGAAAGUCUUGCAAGUGGAAUGCAGACAUAUAUGGCCACAGGGACCUAUUGCUUUUGAUGGAACACACAACGCAGCCCGGAAAGUCCUAGAAGGGUUCCACUAUGUGGCAGACACAGUCAGCAGUGUCGGAGCUGGUCCUGCUAAAUACUUGGCAGAGUGGACGGCAGAUAAAAUCAACCCGUCUUAUUGGAUGCCAAAUUCUGAGAUCAUUAAAUGCUCCAAGUGUCAGAUGUUUUUUGACAGCACCGAGCAGAAGCACCACUGCCGAGCAUGUGGCAAGGGCUUCUGUGCCGACUGCUCCUCCAAGAAACGUCCAGUACCAGAAAGAGGCUGGGGCUCUGAGCCCGUCCGUGUUUGUGAUGCAUGUUAUGCAAAUCCUGAUACAGGUACAGAUGUAGAAUCCGUUUCAGAGACAGACUCUGGUGUGGCAGUGGAGCCAGCAGACUUGACAGCAAGAAGAGUUGGGGAGGCAGUCAGCUCAACAUUUAGUGCUGUCGUUUCAGCUUUGGACUACUCUAUAGGCAUGAUAAAAAAUUCAGCCAAGCCUGCAUACUGGGUUCCAGAUGAGGAGACCACAGAGUGCUGCGUCUGCCAGAACAAAUUUGGCCCACGACUUCCCAUUCACCACUGCAGGGCUUGCGGCCAGGGCGUCUGCAAGAACUGUUCUCCCAACAAGCGCAGUGUUCCUCUCAGGGGCUGGGACUAUCCUGUUCGAGUAUGUCUGAAUUGUGAACAGAAGGAGCUCAAGAUAUGA